This is a messenger RNA of Sceloporus undulatus (fence lizard), 1745 nucleotides long. It is a transcript of the gene RTF2, whose product is annotated as replication termination factor 2. The transcript is spliced from 9 exons. Gene Ontology annotation, cellular component: nucleus. The record is from RefSeq and is a predicted model, not a curated record. NCBI's taxonomy places the organism in Eukaryota, Metazoa, Chordata, Lepidosauria, Squamata, Phrynosomatidae. Gene Ontology annotation, biological process: site-specific DNA replication termination at RTS1 barrier; mitotic DNA replication termination. Bases 80 to 1003 code for a protein of 307 amino acids.
CGGGACCGGAAGUUCCUUUGUUGUUGAGUGCGGAAACCCGGAAGUGAAGAAAACAAGCGUCUAAAGAGAAGGGAGCGCGAUGGGAUGCGAUGGCGGGACGAUCCCGAAGAGGCACGAAUUGGUGAAGGGUCCGCGGAAGGUGGAAAAGGUUGACAAAAAUGCAGAGUUAGUGGCACAGUGGUAUUACUGUACUCUGAGUCAAGAAAAAUUAAGCAGACCUAUAGUAGCUUGUGAACUUGGCAGGCUAUAUAAUAAAGAUGCAGUCAUUGAAUUCCUGCUGGAUAAAUCUUCUGAUAAAGUAUUAAUGGAGGCUGCAUCCCAUAUCAAGAGUAUUAAGAAUGUCAUAGAACUGAACCUCACUGAAAAUCCAGCUUGGACUGGUGACAAAGGCAAUACGAAAGGGGAUAAAUAUGAUGACAUCCAGAGUGCACGUUUUAUUUGUCCUGUAGUUGGAUUAGAAAUGAAUGGAAGGCAUCGGUUUUGCUUCUUGCGCAGCUGUGGUUGUGUCUUCUCUGAACGUGCUCUCAAAGAAAUUAAAACAGAAGCCUGUCAUAAGUGUGGAAUCCCUUUUAAAGAGAAUGAUGUGAUUGUACUUAAUGGCACUAAAGAGGAUGUGGAAGUGCUGAAGAAACGAAUGGAAGAGAGAAGGCAAAAAAGUAAAUUGGAGAAGAAAUCCAAGAAAUCUAAGGCAGCAGAGACUGUUGUGAAAUCUGAAGCUAUUGCAGAGUCACCCAUAUCUCAAGUGAGUACUGAAAAAGAAGCCACAGUCAUUAAAUCUGGGGAAAAGAGAAGCAUUGCUUUCUGCAAGAGUACAGCAGCCAAUGAAAGUGUGUCGUCUUCAUCUGGAAAAGAAAGCAAAAAUGCAUCCGGGGCCCCGAAGCGGUCCAUUGCAAACAUUGAGAAGUCAGAAGCAUACAAGUCUAUUUUUACUUCCCACAGUUCAGCCAAACGUUCCAAGGAAGAGUCUUCCAAUUGGAUUACACAUACAGCAUAUUAUUUCUAAAAUGGCAACGUAUAUGAUUUCUAGCUCUUUCCACCCAUCUGCUUUUCCUCCUACAAAGGAAGUCUUUGUUAGCUGGCUGUGUGCAAUUUUGCGAAUGAUUUAAAGCACUAGUCAAUGUAGUUUUGUAUAAUAGAUAAUAAAAGCAGAGCUGAAGCUAUCUUUGGUUUUUUAAAAGGAAGUCCUUUGCACAAGUUCUGAUCAUUAGGAUCACUGCCUGUUGUCCUUUGCUCAGUUUGAAUUAAUUGGGAAGGGUAUUACUCUGAUCAUAUGAGUGGAUGAUUUCAUCAGAGUAUCCAAAUUAUGUGAGCACCAUCUGUUGCUUUGCAGGGAUCCUGUUUACUAGCUCUGAUUUAGUGGAAAUUUCAAGCUGGGAACCUCUAAUAAUACAACAUUUUUUGCUCUUCUAGAUAUGUUAUAGCUUUGUAUAAAUGGAGCUAAAUGCUACCUGAAAAGGUUUCACUUGAAUGAAACCAGCAUUCCACCAUACCCUUCCUCUGUGUCUUUUCUUUAGUGGGUCAUUAGUUAUACAGCAAACAAAUUUAAUGUCCAUGGCAGCUGUGGGAUGAUGGAUUACACACAAAAACUUUAUAGUCUCAAUCCUCGUUUGUCCUCCUGUAUAACUCUUUUCAAAUUGGCAGAUUCAAUCUGGCUGACUAAUUUGAGUGUCCAUCCUUGAUGUUUUUAAGAGAAGCAAAUUUUCUGACUCCUGUACUUAAUAAAGACACAAUAAUUUAAUAUUGGA